This is a messenger RNA of Culex pipiens pallens (northern house mosquito), 3495 nucleotides long. RefSeq names its product DNA polymerase subunit gamma-1, mitochondrial (gene tam). The coding region runs from base 42 to 3494 and encodes 1150 amino acids. Gene Ontology annotation, biological process: mitochondrial DNA replication. Gene Ontology annotation, molecular function: 3'-5' exonuclease activity; DNA-directed DNA polymerase activity; DNA binding. The transcript is spliced from 3 exons. The record is from RefSeq and is a predicted model, not a curated record. Gene Ontology annotation, cellular component: gamma DNA polymerase complex; mitochondrion. NCBI's taxonomy places the organism in Eukaryota, Metazoa, Arthropoda, Insecta, Diptera, Culicidae.
AUCCGUUUCACGAAAUGUGAGUCCAACCAACUUCCGGCAAAAUGCAACGAAUCGCGUACAUUCGCCGGUACUGCGGCACCAAAUCCAGAGCGGUGGCCGAAAUCUUUCCCCGCAGCACGGUUCGCCGGCUCAACUUGCCCGAUUCAAAGUGUGAGGAACCGUCCCCGGCGCAACCGCCGGGAGUUCGACUGAACGAGAUGAACAUCCAGCUGCUGUCGCAGGGAUUGCACAGGCAAGUCUUCGGGGACGCUGCAAAGCAGCAGAAAGUUGACACUUCUAAGCUGGAAUCGCUCCGCAAGGAGCUGACUCGCCACGGCAUUCCGUUGGACAAUCCGGACAUUCGUCCCGACGUAGACUUUCGGUUGCCACAGCUUAAGGGGGUUGGCAUAGAGGAGCACUUUUUCAACAUUGCUCGCGAGCAAAGUAAGCCGUAUCGGGACUUGUUGGAGGCGCUGGUGCGGGGGGAAGUUCCUUCGAUUCCGAAGAAAUGGUCGGAGGAGCCUGGGUGGACGUGCUACGACCCCCUGCGGGGGGCGGUAGCGGUGCCAUAUCCGGAGGACACCGCGCUAGUGUUUGACGUGGAGGUUUGUGUUCCGGCUGGAGCCGCGCCGGUGAUGGCCACGGCUCUUAGUCCUACCCGGUGGUAUUCAUGGACGAGUCCGCGGUUGAUUAGUGAGUUGCCCUCGGGUGAGAAUCAUCGCUACCAGUUGGACGAGUUUAUUCCGCUGGAAUCUACGCCGAAGGAUAAGCAAUCGGAUGGGAAGUUUUCAACUCCGAGGGUUGUCGUGGGGCACAACGUGUCUUACGAUAGGGCGCGAAUCCGCGAGCAGUACUGGCUCAAAAGCACCGGACUUCGCUUCGUGGACACGAUGUCGCUGCACGUGUGCGUCAGCGGAGUCACCAGCUACCAGCGGGCCAUGCUCAAAUCCAGCAAGGAACUCCCGCUGGAAGAUCUGUCCUGGAGCAGCCAAAGCUCGCUCAAUAAUCUGGCCGAUGUGUACUCCCUGUACUGCGACGGCGCCAAACUGGACAAAGAAAAGCGCAACCUGUUCGUCGAGGGAACCCUGCCGGAAAUUCGCGCCGAAUUCCAGUCCCUCAUGAGCUACUGCGCCGGGGACGUGGCGGCCACGAGGAACGUCCUCACCAAGCUGUUUCCCCUGUUUCUGCAACGAUUCCCGCACCCGGCCACUCUGGCCGGAAUGCUUGAGGUGGGCAAUGCGUACCUGCCGGUGAACAGCAACUGGCCGCGCUACAUCCAGGAGUCGGACCUGGCGUACGAAGAUCUGGACAUUGAGGCGAAGCACCUGCUGGCGCAGCGUGCGGACGCCGCAUGUCGGCUGCUGCACGACGCCGAGUUCCGCAAGGAUCUGUGGCUGUGGGACCAGGAUUGGAGCGUGCAGGAGCUGAAGCUGAAGGCGGCCAAGAAGGUGGGGCGGAAGAAGAAGAAGGGGGAGGUUGGUGAGAUUUCUGACGAGGCUGGUGGUAGCGUAGAUGAGCAGGUGGACGAAGAGGAUGCGUUGGCGGCCAAGUUCCAGUAUUUGUACGAAACGAAGGCGCUGCUUCCGGUGAGGAGGCCGCUGCUGCCGGGAUAUCCGGCGUGGUACAGGAAUCUUUGCUCGAAACCCACCACCGAGGACUGGUCGCCUGGUCCGACGGAGAUCGGCACCGGUAUGCAGAUCGCCCCGAAGCUGCUGCGGCUGUGCUGGGAGGGCUACCCGUUGCACUACAUCCGUGGCCAGGGCUGGGGCUUCCUGGUGCCGCACAAGUACCGCCGGGACGAAGAAGACGAAGACGGGGGACAGAUCCCGCUGGAACAGCUGGUGGCCGCCUGUCCGGUGUUGGAGAUUAAUCCGGCCGCCUCCGCGGACGAGAGUUCCGAGGCGCUGGAAGGGUUGUGGCGCGACGUGGAGGCUACCAUCAGUCGGAAGGAUUACUACCGGAAGCUGAAGCAGGAUGGGAACAAGAACGUUUACAAGGGGACGGGGAUUUGGUGCAAUCUGGACCUGGAGGAGUGUUGCUACUUUUUGAAGUUGCCCCACAAGGACGGGCCGUCGCACCGGGUUGGGAAUCCGUUGUCGAAGGAUUUUUUGAACAAGUUUUCCGAGAACGUGUUGGCCGGGGAUGGUAAGACGGCGGAACGGGUCGUGGAGAUUGCGCGAAUGUUGUCGUACUGGCGGAACAACCGAGAUCGGAUAACCGGUCAGCUGGUGGGGUGGUUGGGGAAGGAGAGCUUACCCCGGGAGUUGCGUGACGAGGAGAUGGAGUUUGGUGCAAUCAUUCCGCAGGUGGUGGUCUGCGGGACGUUGACCAGGCGCGCGAUGGAACCGACCUGGAUGACGGCAAGUAACGCGCAACGGGAGCGAAUCGGUUCGGAGUUGAGAGCGAUGGUGCAGGCACCACGCGGGUUCAAACUGGUCGGCGCAGACGUUGACAGUCAAGAGCUGUGGAUCGCUUCGGUUCUGGGGGAUGGCCACGCGGCGGCGAUUCACGGCGCCACCCCGCUCGGUUGGAUGACCCUGAGCGGGACGAAAGCGGCCAAAACGGACAUGCACAGCGUGACGGCGCAAGCGGUAGGCAUCUCUCGGGAUCACGCCAAGGUCAUUAACUACGCGAGGAUCUACGGCGCCGGACAGAACUUCGCAGAAAGACUGCUGAAGCAGUUCAAUCCGACGUUUUCGGACGCGGAAGCUCGCUCCAAAGCCAUCAAAAUGUUCGCGCUGACAAAGGGAAAGAAGUUCUACUACCUCAAAGAAGAAUUCCGGGACGAACUCCCGGAAAAGCCGUACUCGGCAUACGAAGCGCUGAAAACGGCCAAAAUUUGCAACAAACCCGUAACCGAAAUCUUCGAACGCGCCCGCUGGGAAGGCGGAACCGAAAGUGCCAUGUUCAACCGGUUGGAGGAAAUCGCCGACUCCCCGACACCCGUAACUCCCUUCCUCGGCGGACGCCUCAGCCGAGCGCUGGAACCUCAGGAAGGCACGGAGGACCGCUUCCUGCCGACGCGGAUCAACUGGGUCGUCCAGAGUGGCGCCGUUGACUUCCUGCAUCUGAUGCUGGUCGCGAUGCGAUGGCUGAUGGGCGACCGGGUUCGGUUCUGCCUCAGUUUUCACGACGAGGUGCGCUACCUGGUCGAGGACCAGUACGCGUACCGCGCGGCACUUGCCAUGCACGUGACGAACCUACUCACGAGGGCGUUCUGCGUCUCAAGAAUCGGCCUCGCCGACCUCCCCCAAUCGGUGGCCUUCUUCUCAACCGUCGAGGUGGACAGCGUUCUACGCAAGGAGAGCCACCUGGACUGCCGCACACCCUCCAACCCGCACGGCCUAGCCAUCGGCUACGGCAUCCCCAACGGCGAAUCUCUGGACAUCGCGCAACUGCUCGAGAAGCUCGGCCCCCACGAGUCCGACAUGCAAACCUGGGAGUGGCAUCAACCCGCAACCCAACCAGCCAAGCGACCAAAGAAACACCUCAAACUAAUCAAAAGUGCCAAAUAAA